Messenger RNA from Sesamum indicum (sesame), 2018 nucleotides. Its product is annotated as aspartic proteinase. Gene Ontology annotation, molecular function: aspartic-type endopeptidase activity. Gene Ontology annotation, biological process: proteolysis; lipid metabolic process. The record is from RefSeq and is a predicted model, not a curated record. NCBI's taxonomy places the organism in Eukaryota, Viridiplantae, Streptophyta, Magnoliopsida, Lamiales, Pedaliaceae.
AGGAGUAUCCAUCUACUUAGCCCACAAAAUAUCUAAACUUUCAGUCCACAGUCUCCUUUAUUUGUGGAUAGACCGCUGCUUCAAACUCUCAUCUUCAUAAGCUUUUCCCAUUGGACUCUCUCACUCACUUGUUCUGCUCUUGGGAGUUCUCGGUUGAGUUAACAAGGUUUGAUGAAAUCUGAAGCUGUGUCGCUUUCUUGAUCAAACGUAUGUUAUGUGAUGUUCUUGGUCAUCACCUUAGAGUUUUCUGCAAACCUUUAAAAUGAAGCGCCACUACCUGCUGACCCUUGUCUGUUUUUGGGCCAUUACAUGCUCCUUAAUUCCUUCAUCAGAUGGUCUGAGGAGAAUUGGAUUGAAGAAGAGGCUUCUGGACCUUUCCAGGUUUAAAGCUGCCAGACAGGCUACAUUGGAGGGGAAAUACGGGACGAUUUUGAAAGAUAGACGGAUCAAGCUAGGUGAUUCUGAUGAAGAUAUUGUCUAUUUGAAGAAUUACAUGGAUGCCCAAUACUAUGGACAGAUUAGCAUUGGCUCACCUCCUCAGAAUUUCACUGUCAUAUUUGAUACUGGAAGCUCUAAUUUAUGGGUUCCCUCCUCAAAAUGCUAUUUCUCUAUCGCAUGCUAUUUCCACUCGAGAUAUAAGGCCAGCAAGUCCAGCACAUAUACAAAGAUUGGAAAGCCUUGCUCAAUUCACUAUGGCUCGGGUUCAAUUUCUGGAUAUUUUAGCCAAGACAAUGUUGGAGUUGGUGAUGUAGUGGUCAAAGAUCAAGUGUUUAUUGAGACUACACGGGAAGGAAGCCUUACCUUUGUCCUGGCCAAGUUUGAUGGAAUACUCGGGCUUGGUUUCCAGGAAAUUUCUGUUGGCGAUGCAGUACCAGUCUGGUACAAUAUGGUAGAUCAAGGUCUUGUUGAUGAGAAGGUAUUUUCCUUCUGGCUUAACCGUGAUCCAACGGCAGAAGUGGGAGGUGAGAUCAUCUUUGGUGGAGUUGAUCCAAAGCACUACAAAGGAGAUCACAGUUAUGUUCCUGUAACAGAAAAGGGGUACUGGCAGUUUGAAAUGGGCGAUUUCCUCAUUGGGAACCAGUCUACCGGUUUCUGCGAGGGUGGUUGUGCUGCUAUCGUGGAUUCUGGGACAUCUCUGCUCACUGGUCCAACUACUGUUGUGACUCAAAUCAACCAUGCCAUUGGGGCAGAAGGGGUCGUGAGCACCGAAUGUAAAGAAAUAGUCUCUCAAUACGGAGACAUGAUAUGGGAUCUACUUGUAGCUGGGGUAGAACCCAAGAUAGUUUGCUCGCAGAUUGGUCUAUGCUAUUCUGAUGGAGCUCAGUCUGUGAGCUCAAAUAUUGCAAUGGUUGUUGAUAAACAAACCGAUAAGGGAACAUCAGUUGGUGAAAAUCCAUUAUGUACGGCUUGUCAGAUGGCUGUUGUUUGGAUGAAAAAUCAGCUGAAUAAUCAAGAAGUAAAGGAGAAAGUGCUGGAUUACGUGAAUCAGCUCUGUGAGAGCAUACCAAGUCCAGGUGGAGAGGCGCUGAUCGACUGCAAUGCCAUAUCAAGCAUGCCUAAUGUCACCUUUACCAUCGGUGAUAAAGCUUACGUUCUCACUCCAGAGCAGUACAUUCUUAAAACUGGUGAAGGUCCUGCUGCUAUUUGCAUCAGUGGAUUCAUGGCUUUGGAUGUAUCACCUCCUCGAGGCCCUCUGUGGAUUCUUGGAGACGUGUUCAUGGGCGUUUAUCACACGGUGUUCGAUUAUGGCAACCUCCGACUGGGUUUUGCUGAGGCUGCCUAAAUUCCCACUAGUCAUCAGUUGUUUUUUGCGGUAGGCUAAGGGCUGUGUAAUUUAUGUAAGGAUGUGCCACUUUGUAUUGUGUUCUGUGGUGCUCCCCUCGCCUGUGGAUUCUGCUGAACUGAAAAUAGAGGCACUAUGCCUUUGCUAUCUCAUAUGGGACAGGAUUGCAUCCUGUCCGUUUUAGUGUAUUAUGUAAAAGUUUACAACGUAAUGAAACUUGCGGUUUUCAGGAAAA